Molecule: messenger RNA, 1194 nt
Organism: Drosophila biarmipes
Lineage: Eukaryota; Metazoa; Arthropoda; Insecta; Diptera; Drosophilidae
Gene: Or98a
Product: odorant receptor 98a
Exons: 3
Coding region: 1-1194 (397 amino acids)
Biological process (GO): sensory perception of smell; detection of chemical stimulus involved in sensory perception of smell
Cellular component (GO): plasma membrane
Molecular function (GO): odorant binding; olfactory receptor activity
Source: RefSeq, a predicted model, not a curated record
AUGCGGUUCCAUUACUUGCGAGAUCCCACUCCCACGAAUUUGCUGACUUCCCCGGAGGCUUUCAAAUACUUUGAAUACGGGAUGUUCUGUAUGGGAUGGCACACGCCCGUGAAGUCAAAGAUUUCGUACUAUAUCUUUGCAACUUUCAUUUUUUCCUGGUGUGUCAUCUACUUGCCCAUCGGAAUCAGCAUCAGUUUCAUGAAGGAUCUGAACACCUUCACGCCGAGCGAACUGGUGACAGUUCUGCAGCUGUUUUUCAACGCAGUUGGGAUGCCGUUCAAAGUGCUUUUCUUCAAUGUUUAUAUUUCUGGAUUUUACAAGGCCAAAAAGAUAUUGAGCCAAAUGGACCAGCGUUGUAAUACUUUGGAGGAGCGUACAGAGGUGCAUCGAUGGGUGGUUCGUUGCAAUAAGGCCUAUCUCAUCUACCAGAUGAUAUACACCUGCUAUACUUUAUCCACCUUUCUGUCGGCUGCCCUGAGUGGCAAAUUGCCCUGGCGUAUCUUCAAUCCCUUUGUGGAUUGGCGAGAAAGUAGGUUGAAUUUCUGGAAGGCUGCCCUGAACGAAACAGCACUUAUGUUGUGCAGUGUUACCCAAACCCUGAUGAGCGAUGUAUACCCCCUGCUAUAUGGCUUGAUCCUAAGAGCCCACAUCAAACUGUUGCACCUGAGGGUGGAUAAACUAUGCACUGAUCCCGAAAAAAACGAAGGGGAAAACCAAGAGGAUUUAAACAACUGCAUCAAGGAUCUGCAGCUCAUUAAGGAAUUUGCUGAUACUAUACGACCUGCUAUUGCCCACACUAUCUUUGUCCAGUUCCUGCUGAUUGGAAUCUGCCUGGGCCUGUCCAUGAUCAACCUGCUCUUCUUCGCAGACAUUUGGUCGGGCCUGGCCACAGUGGCCUAUAUCAAUGGCCUGAUGGUCCAGACCUUUCCAUUCUGCUUCGUUUGUGAUCUGAUCAAGUCGGAUUGUGAGCACCUCGAGAUGGCUAUUUUCCACUCCAACUGGAUAGAUACAAGUCGCCGAUACAAAACCUCUUUGAUCUUUUUCCUGAAGAACUCCCAGAAAUCCAUUGCCUUUACAGCCGGCUCUGUUUUCCCCAUAUCCACAAGCUCAAACAUAAAGGUUGCCAAGCUGGCCUUUUCGGUAGUUACCUUUGUAAAUCAACUGAACAUAGCUGACAGAUUGACCAAAAAUUAG